Messenger RNA from Octopus sinensis (East Asian common octopus), 1487 nucleotides. RefSeq lists its product as uncharacterized. Lineage: Eukaryota; Metazoa; Mollusca; Cephalopoda; Octopoda; Octopodidae. The transcript is spliced from 10 exons. Bases 475 to 1110 code for a protein of 211 amino acids. The record is from RefSeq and is a predicted model, not a curated record.
GUUUUCACAAAUACGUAUCCUAAGGAAAUCACCGAAAUUGGUUUGACAAAUACAUAUACUGAUGAAAUCACCGAAAGUGGUUUGACAAAUGCAUAUACUGAUGAAAUCACCGAAAGUGGUUUGACAAAUACGUAUCCUAAGGAAAUCACCGAAAUUGGAAUUGCUGUGCGCAAUCGAAAUUUCAUCCUUAGGAUAAAAAUACCAAACAUUAGACAACCGGUGGUUUGGUGGUUCCACAAUUAUAAAUAUGAAUGUGACAGGAUAUGCGCUGAUGGCCCUGACUAUAAAGUGGCAAAUAGUGGAGGUACUCCCACGCUUUGGAUCAAAGAUGUAACUAAGAAAUGUUUGACUUGGAAAUUUGAUGAAGACAACCAAAAUGCUGCAGACAAUCAUUUGAAGAUAAACAGUUUGACAAAUACGUAUCCUAAGGAAAUCACCGAAAUUGGAAUUGCUGUGAACAAUGGAAACGUCACAAUGACGAUAACAUUACCAAAUAUGAAACGACCGGUGUUUUGGAAGUGCAACAAUUAUAAAUAUGAAUGUGACAGGACAUGCGCUGAUGGCCCUUACUAUAAAGUGGCACAUGUUGAAAAUACUUCGACUCUUUUUAUCAAAGACGUAACUAAGAAUUGUUUGACUUGGGAAUUUGAUGAUGACAACCAAAAUGCUGCUGACAUUCAUUUGAAGAUAAAAGGUUUGACAAAUACAUAUCCUGAUGAUAGCACCCAAAAUGGAAUUGCUGUGCUCAAUGGAAACGUCACAAUGACGAUAACAAUACCAAAAAUGAAACGACCGGUGACUUGGGAGUGCCACAAGUAUAAAAAUGAAUGUGACAGGACAUGCUUAAAUGGCCAUUUCUAUAAAGUGACACAUAUUGUAAAUUCUUCGCAUCUUUCGAUCACAGAUGGAACUAAGGGAUGUAUGACUCAGAAAUUUCCUAAUGCCAACCUUAAAGCUGCAGACAUUCAUUUGAAGAUAAACAAUCCGAAACGUGGACUAAGUACACCUGAGCUUGUCAGAAAGAUUCUUGGUGCAUUCAUCUUUAAUGCAAUCGUUGUCGGAGUCCUUUUCUUCGGCCACAAAUAUCUCCAGAACUACCUAUCAGUAUAAGAAUGCUACAAUUUGUGUUUUUUUAUAUACAUUUCUCCUCUAAAAGAAGAAAUAAUUCUGUUUACCUGAAUAAGACUUUCACUGACUGCAUUAGCAUAGUUGGAUUUUAAAGAAUUUAUAUCCAUAUUUUUUAUAUACACAAUUAUUGUCAUUUCAAAAUGUCUUUUCAAAUUUCUGCUACAACUUUUGGCUAAAAUAACUGAGAAUUAAAAAAUUUUAAAGCUAUUAACUGUCUGUUUAUCAAUUUAUGACAACAGCUAAUAACCUUUUUUAAGUUUUUGGAAUUAAAAAAAGCUCAGUACAUUUUUAGUAAAAUAUUCAAAAAUACAGUUUUUUAAUUUUAUAUUUCAGCUUAUGUAGAGAAACUAAGUUCCUUU